AUGGCUCCCUGGUGCCCCAGCCCCUGGCUCCCUCUGUUGACCGCAGCCCCUGCCCAGGGCCCUGCCAUGCAACUGCUGCUGUUACUGGUGCUCCUGGUGCCUUCCCAUCCCCAGAGUCUGCCCUGGAUGCAUGGGGCCCCCCGCAUGGGAGGAGAUUCAUCUGGGGAAGAUGAUCCGCUAGGUGAGGAGGAUCCAGAUGGUGAGAAGGAUCUGCCCAGUGAAGAGGACCCACCUGGAGAGGGGGAGCUACUUGGAGAGGAAGAGCCACCUGAAGUUGAGACUGACUCAGAGGAAGAGGACUCUCUAAGGUUAAAGGAUCUACCUACUGAGGCUCCCAGGAAUACGCAAGGUCAAAAAAAUAAUGCGCACAGGGAAAGAAAAGGGAAUGACCACAGUCAUUGGCGCUAUGGAGGCGGCCUGCCAUGGCCCCAGGUGUCCCCAGCCUGCGCAGGUCGCUUCCAAUCCCCGGUAGAUAUCCGCCCGGAGCUCGCCGCGUUUGGCCCUGCCCUGCGACCCCUGGAACUCCUGGGCUUUGCGCUCCCGCCACUCCCAGAAUUGCGUCUGCAAAACAAUGGCCACACCGUGCAGCUGACACUGCCUCCGGGGCUGGAGAUGGCCCUGGGUCCCGGGCGGGAGUACCGGGCCCUGCAGUUGCAUCUGCACUGGGGGGCAGCGGGUCGCCCGGGCUCGGAGCACACGGUCAACGGCCACCGUUUCCCUGCUGAGAUCCAUGUGGUUCACCUCAGCACCGCUUUUGCCGAAAUUGAUGAGGCCUUGGGGCGUCCAGGAGGCCUGGCGGUGUUGGCCGCUUUUCUGCAGGAGGGCCCAGAAGAAAACAGCGCCUAUGAGCAGUUGUUGUCACAUUUGGAAGAAAUCGCUGAAGAAGGCUCAGAGACUCAGGUCCCAGGACUGGAUGUAUCCGCACUGCUGCCCUCUGACCUCAGCCGCUACUUCCGAUAUGAGGGGUCUCUGACCACACCCUCCUGUGCCCAGGGUGUCAUCUGGACUGUGUUCAACCAGACAGUGAAGCUGAGUGCCAAGCAGCUCCACACUCUCUCUGACUCCCUGUGGGGGCCUGAUGACUCUCGGCUGCAGCUGAACUUCCGAACCACACAGCCUUUGAACGGGCGAAUGAUCGAGGCCUCCUUUCCUGCAGGAGCAGACAGCAGCCCUAGGACCUCUGAGCCAGUCCACCUGAACUCCUGCUUUGGUGCUGGUGACAUCCUGGCCUUGAUUUUUGGCCUUCUCUUUGCUGUUACCAGCAUCGCCUUCCUUAUGCAAAUGAGAAGGCAGCAAAGACACGUAAACAUGGCCAAAGGAAGUGUUAGCUACCACCCAGCAGAGGUCACCGAGACAGAAGCCUAGAGGCCUGGAACUUGGAGAAUGUACAGAAAGAAGCUGGCUAGAAGAAUCUAAGGGGAAGCUGGAAAACUGUGUCCUUGCCUGUCUCUGUUACACCACUUCCUUUUUAACCUCCAAAGAUUUUUGAAAAUAAGCUU
Messenger RNA from Trichechus manatus latirostris (Florida manatee), 1499 nucleotides. It is a transcript of the gene CA9, whose product is annotated as carbonic anhydrase 9. Bases 1 to 1365 code for a protein of 454 amino acids. Gene Ontology annotation, biological process: one-carbon metabolic process. The record is from RefSeq and is a predicted model, not a curated record. The transcript is spliced from 11 exons. Gene Ontology annotation, molecular function: carbonate dehydratase activity; zinc ion binding. Lineage: Eukaryota; Metazoa; Chordata; Mammalia; Sirenia; Trichechidae. Gene Ontology annotation, cellular component: plasma membrane.